UCUCCUGCUCUCGCCCAUGUAGACACAAACAGACGCGGCAGGGAACAGUGUGUGUGUGUUUGUUUUGGUAUGAUUAGCGCUGCUGAUUUAGAGUUUAAUGUAAAAGGGACUCGGAGGCGCGAUUAAAGGAGGAAUUUAUCCGUCGUUAGGAUGUGGAUCAGUCCGGAGGAGGUGCUGCUCGCUAACGCGCUGUGGGUGAGUGAGAGGGCCAAUCCCUUCUUCAUCCUGCAGCGGAGGAAAGGACACGGCAAAGGAGGAGGCAUCACCGGCCUUCUGGUUGGGACUCUGGAUGUCGUGUUAGACUCCAGUGCUCGUGUCGCUCCGUAUCGAAUCCUUCAUCAGACAGGAGACUCGCAGCUCUUCUGGAGCAUUGCCUGUGGCUCAUCUCGCAAGGAGAUAACAGAACACUGGGAAUGGCUGGAGGCUAAUUUACUGCAGACUCUCUCCAUUUUUGACAACGAUGAAGACAUCACUACUUUUGUCAAGGGCAAGAUACAGGGCAUCAUUGCUGAGGAGAAUAAGAGCCGGCAGGCACAAGAAGACGAGGAUUGCGGGAAGUUUCGGGAGGCGGAGCUGAAGAUGCGGAAGCUGUUUGGGAUGCCGGAGGAGGAGAAACUGGUUAACUAUUACUCGUGCAGCUACUGGAAGGGUAGAGUGCCACGUCAGGGCUGGCUCUACCUCUCAGUCAAUCACCUGUGCUUCUACUCCUUCCUGCUUGGAAAAGAGGUGACGUUGAUAGUGCAGUGGACGGAUGUGACUCAGUUAGAUAAGAACGCCACGCUGUUAUUCCCAGAGAGUGUGCGUGUGAGCACUCGGGACACGGAGCACUACUUCUCCAUGUUCCUCAACAUCAACGACACAUUUAAGCUGAUGGAGCAGCUGGCUAACAUCGCCAUGAGGCAGCUGCUGGACAACGAGGGCUUCUCUGCAGACCACUCGCUCCCCAAGCCCUGCAAGACCCUCAAAAAUGUUUCUGCACUCAAAAGGGACUUGGACGCACGGGCGAAAAACGAGAGAUACCGAGCUCUGUUCCGGCUGACGAAGGACGAGCGGCUAGACGGUCACACAGACUGCACUCUGUGGACGCCUUUCGCUAAGAUGCAUGUGGUUGGACAGAUGUUCGUCUCCAACAACUACAUCUGUUUUGCCAGCAGAGAGGAAGACCUGUGUCAACUUAUCAUCCCACUUAGAGAGGUAUCUAUAGUAGAGAAGGCUGACAGCAGCAGUGUUUUGCCUAGCCCUCUCUCCAUCAGCACUAAAAACAAGAUGACCUUCCUCUUUGCCAACCUCAAAGAUCGUGACUUCCUUGUUCAGCGCAUCUCAGACUUCCUGCAGCGAACGCCUGACAGACUCUGUAGCAUGACUGGACAAUCUGAGAGUCCAAGUCCCAGCACCCCUUCUUCCCUCCCUCCAACACCACCAGUGCUGGGGUCAAGUGAGGUCACUCAGGAUCGCUACUACAGCUCCAGCCUCCCUACGGCCAAGCAGGGUCUGCUCCACAUCUACCAGAAGGGCCGUCCUGAAGACCUGGGACCCAAAGCGACAAAAGAGAAGAUGAAGGAAGAAUCCUGGAAUAUCCAUUUCUUUGAGUUUGGACGAGGUGUGUGCAUGUAUCGCACGUCUAAGACACGCGACCUGGUCCUGAAAGGGAUUCCUGAGAGUCUGAGAGGAGAGCUGUGGCUACUGUUUUCAGGUGCUCAGAAUGAGAUGGUGUCUCACCCAGGCUACUAUGCGGAGCUGGUGGAGCAGGCCAUGGGCAGGUGUACUUUAGCUACAGAGGAGAUUGAGAGAGACCUGCAUCGCUCCAUGCCUGAGCACCAUGCCUUCCAGAAUGAGAUGGGCAUUGCUGCUCUCCGACGGGUACUCACUGCAUAUGCAUACCGCAACCCGGGCAUCGGCUACUGCCAGGCCAUGAAUAUAGUAACGUCAGUGUUGCUGCUGUACUGUACUGAAGAGGAGGCGUUCUGGUUACUGGUGGCUUUGUGUGAACGGAUGCUGCCUGAUUAUUACAACACCAGAGUUGUAGGAGCACUGGUGGAUCAGGGUGUGUUUGAGGAGCUGACACGGGAGUGUUUGCCGCUGCUGUAUGAGCACAUGCAGGAGCUGGGCGUGAUCUCCACCAUCUCCCUGUCCUGGUUUCUCACACUCUUCCUGUCCGUCAUGCCGUUCGACAGUGCUGUGUUGCUGGUGGACUGCUUUUUCUAUGAGGGAAUCAAAGUUAUCUUUCAGGUAUCAUUGGCCGUGCUACACGCUAACAUGGAGAAGUUGUUAAACUGCACAGAUGAGGGAGAGGCCAUGACCAUACUUGGAAGGUAUCUGGAUAACGUUGUGAACAAACAGACCGUGUCUCCGCCCAUCCCCCACCUGCAUGCCCUGUUAACCAGCGGAGAUGAGCCGCCACCUGAGAUUGACAUAUUUGAUCUCAUUAAGACGUCCUACGAGAAGUUUGGAAGUCUCCGUGCUGAUGUCAUUGAGCAGAUGAGGUUCAAACAGCGAUUAAAGGUCAUCCAGUCUUUAGAGGAUACGGCUAAGAGGAGUGUGGUGAGGGCCAUCAUGACGGACUCAGCCUUCAGUAUUGAAGAGCUGGAGGAGCUGUAUGUUCUGUUCAAGGCCAAGCACAUCAUGAGCUGCUAUUGGGGGGCGAGUAGCUCUGCUGCCGAGCGCCAUGACCCGAGUUUGCCCUAUCUGGAGCAGUACCGCAUUGAUUGUGGGCAGUUCAUUCAGCUCUUCUCAGCCUUGGCACCUUGGAGCUGUGGCAUGCACACUUCCACACUCGCUGCCCGCUUAUUUCGCCUGCUUGACCACAACAAAGACUCCCUCAUCAACUUUAAAGAGUUUGUCACAGGCCUGAGUGGGAUGUAUCAUGGCGAUAUGACUGAGAAAUUGAAGCUUCUGUAUAAAUUACACCUGCCUCCAGCUUUGUGCCCAGAAGAGGCAGAGUCUGCACUUGAGGCCACUCACUUCUUUACUGAUGACGACACACCGCAGGAUCCUCCCUCCUUGUCUCAUCUAGACUUCCUGGUCCAGGAAGUCACCUCAGGUGAGGAGGCGAAGGAGGUAGCUGACACAGGAGGAGAUUCUGAAGAGAAGAAAGAGGAAAAAGUAAAGGACUAUAAGUAUUACUUGAGAAUGUGGGCUAAGGAAAGGGAACCCAAGAAAGAGACCAUCAAAGAUCUGCCCAGAAUGAACCAGGAACAGUUUAUUGAGUUGUGCAAGACGCUCUAUAAUAUGUUCAGUGAGGACCCUCUGGAGCAGGAGCUGUAUCAUGCCAUUGCUACGGUGGCCAGCUUAUUACUGCGCAUUGGAGAAGUGGGCAAGAAGUUCACCAACAACGGCAGCAAGAAAUGUGAUGCACAGGCUCAGCCAGUGGUAGAGACUCCAGGAAAAGAGGACAGUUUUGGAGAGGCUGGAUGUUCCCUGGUGUCGAAGGCUCUGGCAGAGGCCCAACUGGAGACCCUGCCUCCUCCAUCCAACGGGUCAGACGAAGAUGUAAAGGACGACACUUCCAUUUCAUCCUACUCUGUGGUCAGUGCCGGUUCUCUGCAGUGCGAAGACAUCGCAGACGAUACAGUUCUGAUCGGUUGUGGAGUGGGUGGAGCUGGAGGUGGGAGUGACAGUAGGCGUGGCAGCGCGCCGGAUGGCGAUUGGUCGAUCUCGUUUGAGCAGGUGCUUGCAUCGUUGCUGACCGAACCGGCUCUGGUUAACUACUUUGAGAAGAAGCAUGACAUCAGAAGCAAGAUGGCUCUCUGUAAGGCUCAGAGGGCUGUAGAAAGACAGAUCAGUUCGUCCAGCGACCAUGAGCUAGCUCAGCUCUCCACCUGAGGUUUAAGCUAAUGGCUGCCACUAAUGAAGGUGCAUUCACUCUUAUUUAGAGAUCUGACUCUAAUUAUCACUAGUGCAUUAAUGAUCACACUCUCAUUCUCACCACUUUCAGACGUACAGUAAAGCCUAUAGGUCUGCACUUUUGCUCAUGUGGCGUUUGGCCUUCCAGGUUGAAAAAGUGAGCACUGUUUGUCUGCUGUUUGCAUGUAACCUGAUGGUUCGCUACUCUUCAAUCUGAGUCCAGCCUUCAGUCAUUGCACUCAAGUUUUACGUAGACCAACAUUGAGUUUAUGUUGCAUUUUUGUUUACCUCUGACUAGGCUAUGUGGCAUUGUACCAGUUACUCGAGUUGUAGCCUUUUCUGCACCUAUAUAUUCUUCAAUUUUGAGUCUUUUUGAAGGAUCAUUAUCACCUAACAUAGUGUGGAAAUACUUUACCAGCACACUAUCUUGUUCAGAUCUGUAAUAUGAAUACUAAGUUUUACUUUAUUCUUUAUUACAUAUAGUCUGAAAUCUUCAAAGGUAGUUUUGCACUAAGUGUCAUAUUCAAGCUGUGGUUUUAAAAUAAGAAGUGUCCUUUGUCAGAACAGGGUUUGCUGAAAUCCAAUUAUGGUUUUUCUUUUCUUUCUUUUUUUUUUUUAAUUUGUUUGUUUGUUUGUUUUUUUCCUUGUUUUUUUUGGGGGGGGAGGUGUUCUGAAGCGUUCUGUUACGAUAUUUGUGUUUAUUUCUCAACUUUCUUAUUCAAAGUCUCAAAUCACUGCUUUACUGAAUUGGCUUGUCAAUGUGGAAAAGGAAAAAAGCUGAGGAAUGAGGGACAACAAAGUUUAGCAUCUCUGCCUUGCCCUGAUCAUUCUGUUGUGCUGAUCGUAAUCAUUUAUUAGUGGUUCAGCAGUUAGGGCCACCUUAUCAUUACAAUAGCAGACUUCUUUUAGAUAUUGCAAGAACUCCUACAUUAGGAUCCAUAUCCCAGCUUUUAUUUAAGCUAAAAUGACUAAAUCACUUUAGUUUCGGUAUUCUUUAAACACUCGUAUGUCACGCAAGUACAAUCAAAAAUGGCUAAAUGUUAUUAUUAACUGUAGUAUCUAAAACUAAAUCUAAACUGAUCUAUAAUCAGCUUUCAGCCCCUUGUUCUCCCAUCCUUGACCAAGUUCGUACAGUCAGUAACUUUGUCAUUUGCUUUACAGAUGUGCAGCAUUUCUGCUCAGCACUAACGAAUAGUUAUGUUUCAUGGUUAGAAGCUGUAUCUUGUAUAAAAUUUUUUAUUGCUAAACAUAAAUGUAACAGUGUUUUUACUGUCAGAUUACUCUACUUUUGUUCCCACCCCCCACAGUCCAUAGCUUGCCCUAUAUAAUUUUAAGUGUUAGCUUUGUACAAAUUAAAUUGCUUUAAAUAGACCUCACUGCAAUUCACAUGUGUUUUAUAUGCCAAAAUGUAGGGCUUAAUUGCAAUUAUUAGUUCUCUGAAGCUAUACUUUAUGCUAGUAUUUAAACUCCCUAAAUGUCAUAUAAUUGAGGCCAACAAAUAGACAUUCCUGAGGUGCAUUACAAAUCAGAAUCAGACAUGUUCAGAAAUAGCAGUGUUGACAUCCUCAUUUCCAGCAUUAAGCAGAAGUCUGUUCAGUUUACAUCACCUUUGAAACACUAAUUCCUCCAAAUUCCAACCUCUCCUCGUUUCAAUUUCUAACUAUUCAUAUCAAGUGCAAAAAGAUGUCUUGUUUCGAAACAUUUUGUGUUCUGCCAGCCAUCUGGGCCUGCUUCAGUUUGAUCUAACCUCUUGUUUAGUUUUUAGGCCUGCUGCAUAUCCAUUCCUCAGGUACUAUUGAGCUUUAACCGGUAGGUUGCUGAGAAGAAAUGAUAAGAAUACUCACGUUUCACCAGAGCAAAUGAUUCUGGCCAUAUUCUGUCAAAACAAGAUGAAAAGAUUCAGGAGGCAGUGAGAGGUCAGAUGCCGUUUCAUUAUUCUGGAUCUGAGCAAAUAGGAGUCAAGAAAAAAAGCACCUGCUAUAAUUUGCAGGCAAUAUACUGCAUAUAAUCAAUCCACUAAAAUCCUGUAAUUCUACUAAGCAUGUGUAAAUGUACAGUCCAGUCAGAUCCCUACUAUGAAACAUGUCUGUUCCGUUGCUGUGUGUGUGUGAACUAUAUUGUAAAUGGCUUUCAACACAUUGAGCGAAUGCUUCAUAAUAAUUUUCAUGCUUCACUGUGAAAGUAACCAGUAUCAUUGGCUAAAAAAGCUUAUUAAUGCACAUUUAUAUGAUUGUUUACUUUCUUGUCCUGGAUUUCACACACACAUAUUUUAAUUUGCUUCAAUAUAUUAUAUGAUAUAUUGCUGUCACAGUAAUACCUACAGUAUUUAAUCCAUACUACUUGUUAUUUGCUCAUUUAAACUGUUUUUAAAAUCUGUUGUCAUUGAUCAGUACUGUAUUAUACUGUGUAAUAAAUAAACAAGUUACGUGAA
Pangasianodon hypophthalmus (striped catfish) is the source of this 6274-nucleotide messenger RNA. RefSeq names its product TBC1 domain family member 9B. The transcript has 23 exons. Gene Ontology annotation, molecular function: calcium ion binding. Bases 151 to 3822 code for a protein of 1223 amino acids. The record is from RefSeq and is a predicted model, not a curated record. Lineage: Eukaryota; Metazoa; Chordata; Actinopteri; Siluriformes; Pangasiidae.